UAAACAAACGUAAGACGAAGACGAUAGUUCUUGAAAAUACUUUCGUUUGAAUCUUUGCGCGGAGAUUUUUAAUUUGUGCCAAAAGAAAUCGUCAGUAUGGGUUGUAACUGGUCGAAAUGUAAGAUUAAACCUGCAGAAGCAGAAGCCGCUCCUCGGUCCUUGCCCAAAACCAGGUUAGCUAGUCGGGCCAAAAAACAAGCUAGGAAGCUUCAGGCCAGGAUUGCCAAGUGUUUGAAGAGAGGAGAGAAGAACGCCAAGAAGGUUGUCGAGUCGGCCCCAUGCAAUGCUAAGGAAACGUCUACAGAUAAAGUAGUUGAGGAUCCGGGCACAGUUCCACACCUUGCUAAGGCUCCGGCUCCAAAUAUGGUAGUAGAUGAUCCGGACACAAUGCCACACAUUGCUGAAGCAAUGAAUCCAGAUAUGGAAGUUGAGGGUCCCAACACAUUGCCACUCAUUGCUGAAGCAAGGAAUCCAGAUAUGGAAGUUGAGGGUCCCAACAUAGUGCCACUCAUUGCUGAAGCAAGGAAUCCAGAUAUGGAAGUUGAGGGUCCCAACACAGUGCCACUCAUUGCUGAAGCAAGGAAUUCAGAUAUGGAAGUUGAGGGUCCCAACAUAGUGCCACUCAUUGCUGAAGCAAGGAAUCCAGAUAUGGAAGUUGAGGGUCCCAACACAGUGCACAAAAUUGCUGAGGCAAGGAAUCCAGAUAUGGAAGUUGAGGGUCCCAACGUAGUGCCACUCAUUGCUGAAGCAAGGAAUCCAGAUAUGGAAGUUGAGGGUCCCAACACAGUGCACAAAAUUGCCGAGGCAAGGAAUCCAGAUAUGGAAGUUGAGGGUCCCAUCAUAGUGCCAAACCUUGCUGAGGCAAGGAAUCCAGAUAUGGACGUUGAAGGUCCGAACACAGUGGCAUACCUUGCUGAGUCAAAAGAUCCAAAUACCGUAGUUGAAGAUUCAAACACAGUCUCACACUCAAAUGAAGUACCGGUUCCGAAUUUUGAAAUUGAAGAUCCAGGCCAAAUUCCAAACCUUGUUGAGGCAACCGAUAUGAAAAUAGUGCUUGAGGACCCAGAUCCAAGAAUGGUGGCUGAAGACACGACAACGGAGCAUUCCAGACGUCUCAGACGAUCCAUAUCCGUCGGCCAGCUUUCCUUCCGUCACAAACGGAAGUCGAUCUUCAAGUCACGGAGUGACAGACUUCUUCUGGAAGAGCGGAUAGCAAGUUUAGGGUACGAGCGGGACCGAGUGCCGGGAGACGGAAACUGCCUGUUUUGGGCGGCCGCCAGGCAGUUGUGUAGAGGACAACCACGGGUCACUACUACUGCGCAGGAGCUGAGACAAGAUCUGGUGAAGUACAUCAAGUCCCAAGCCGACUCCUACAUCCCGUUCCUCGUAGGGGGGGCAAAGGCGUUCUGGAAGCAGUUAGACAAGCUGUCGGCGGAGGGACAAUGGUCCACAGACCUGGCUGAUGCCUUGCCGCAUGCCCUAGCGAACUUCACUUCAAGGAGUGUCAUCCUUAUCACGAGUAAGCCCAAUCAGCCUACUAUUUCUAUCACACCUGACAGCGGCAACGAGUCCGGUACCCCUGUAGUACUGUCAUAUUCCGCCAGGUGGGGCGUAGAGCAUUACGAUGCCGUCAUCCAAAAGAACGAGGAGAGGUCUGAUCCAGAGCACGGAUCAACAGCAAUAUGAAAACAGGACAGAGACGCCGCCUCCCACGAUGAUUAUAUCGCCACUAAACAUGACCGGAGAGCGAAGAUUUCCCUGUACGACCCGGUCACCGCUGUUUUCAGCACAUCACCGUGGUGGCAACUGAGGGGUCCCUGUUAAAGAAAUCGUCCGUGCAGUCCUCUCGACAGGCCACAUGGGUCUACUGACAAGAACAGAUAGGUGGCGCAAAUAGACAGUUCAUCAGUACCGGCUUCGGGAUUGCUGCUGUGGCUAUGGGCGCUUGCCAUUUGGUCCUGUGAGGAUAUCAUUCAGGAAUGGCUGUGAAGUCCCUGUUGCUACGCUACGACUCGGAAAACACUUUCUCUGUGUCACACAGAACAUAUACUCUACAGUGUAAAGUGGCACCACCUGGGUCCCCAAGACUCGACAGUAAAAAGUGGCACCACCUGGGUCCCCAAGACUCGACAGCGUAAAGUGGCACCACCUGGGUCCCCAAGACUCGACAGUGUAAAGUGGCACCACCUGAGUACCCAAGACUCGACAGUGUAAAGUGGCACCACCUGGGUCCCCAAGACUCGACAGCGUAAAGUGGCACCACCUGGGUCCCCAAGACUCUACAGUUGUAAAGUGGCACCACCUGGGUCCCCAAGACUCGACAGUGUAAAGUGGCACCACCUGGGUCCCCAAGACUCGACAGUGUAAAGUGGCACCACCUGGGUCCCCAAGACUCGACAGUGUAAAGUGGCACCACCUGGGUCCCCAAGACUCGACAGU
Branchiostoma floridae (Florida lancelet) is the source of this 2439-nucleotide messenger RNA. RefSeq lists its product as uncharacterized. Gene Ontology annotation, biological process: protein deubiquitination. The record is from RefSeq and is a predicted model, not a curated record. Bases 97 to 1686 code for a protein of 529 amino acids. The transcript is spliced from 5 exons. Lineage: Eukaryota; Metazoa; Chordata; Leptocardii; Amphioxiformes; Branchiostomatidae. Gene Ontology annotation, molecular function: cysteine-type deubiquitinase activity.